AUGGACUGGAGCGGUGGAAUGGAGUCCUACCCAUCAUCUAAUCCAAGCUCUUGGAGCCCCCAGAGGUACAUCAGCGCUUUGCGAACCAUCGUCUUCUCCAUCAUCAGUACAUUAGGAUCAGUCUUUUGGACUUCACUGCUGCUGGUUCUACUCUUCUUCCUGUUCGGCGUGCUGAUAGCGCAGAUUGUCACUGACCACUGCAGGCACUUGGCGUCCCAAGAAAAUGUUGUGGAUUGCACCAAUGAUGAGAAGUUUGGGAAGCUGAUGACGUUCUGGUCCAGCGUGCCUGAGAGCAUGCUCACGCUAAUGAUGGCUAUUACCGGCGGAUUGAGCUGGAGCGAAGCUCUAACACCUCUGCGAACUGUUUCAGAGAUGGCUGUGGUGGGCCUGCUGCUGUACAUCGUGAUCACAGUGCUGGCUGUUUUAAACGUG
Messenger RNA from Symbiodinium pilosum, 432 nucleotides. Lineage: Eukaryota; Dinophyceae; Suessiales; Symbiodiniaceae. The record is from the annotation of a GenBank genome assembly.